AUGGAAAGCUCUACAGAUAAUUUGGUAGACUUUUAUUUCAUACAAAUACAACUCGAUAAACUUCGUCGACCACUUCUUAUUUUUAGCAAAUCACUUCUUUUAAUUAUUUUUAUGGCAGUUACUAUAUAUAUAGCUUAUAUAACUACUAUUACAGUCAGCUAUUCUUAUAAACCACAACAAAAACAUAAUGGACCACGUGGAGUUAUUGUAACAUUACUUCGUAGUACGAAUCGAUCUAUUCUUUUGACUAUUAAUAUGAUUCAU
This is a messenger RNA of Adineta steineri, 264 nucleotides long. Lineage: Eukaryota; Metazoa; Rotifera; Eurotatoria; Adinetida; Adinetidae. The record is from the annotation of a GenBank genome assembly.